GGUUCACUUGAUUAUACACCUGAUGAAAGAAAAAUUUUAGCUAAACGAUCUCAAUCAUAUGUAUGUUCAACAUGUAAUAAAACUAAUAGUCAAUUAUUAUUAUUACCAAUAUCAGAAAAAUCAAUUGAUAUUCAAAAACAAGCUAAAGUAUUAGCAAAUCAAAUUAAGUUUCAAAAGAAUUUUGAAACAACAUCGAAUAAUAGUAUAGUUCAUAAACCAUCAUUAAAUUCUAGUGAAUUACGAUCGAAUUCAUCAAAUCAAAUAUUAAUAUUAAAUGAAAAUAAUUCCAAUAAUAAUCUAUUAAAUAUUGUUAUAUAUGUUUGUUGUAUAAUAUUUUUAUUUCUCUUCUUACGACGAUUAUUUUUAACAUUUGGUAGUAGUCAACCAUUUCCAUCAUCAUUUACUGAUUUGUAA
Rotaria sp. Silwood2 is the source of this 414-nucleotide messenger RNA. NCBI's taxonomy places the organism in Eukaryota, Metazoa, Rotifera, Eurotatoria, Philodinida, Philodinidae. The record is from the annotation of a GenBank genome assembly.